AUGGCUGCUACUUCGUCGUCCCGACUCGAGGAUAUUGUUGAUCGGAUCCACUCGAUCCACAAACAUCAGUGGUGAGCUUCGAUUUGAAGAGUUACUGUGAUUUCUACGGUUCGGUUAGAAACUGGUUUUUUUUUCGCUUUCUGAACAUAAAUGAAGUUGCAGCAAGUUUUUUCCAGAAAAAUAUACAGCUUUUUGCGGAAUCUCACUCGCACUCUUGAGAAAUGCGAAACCACUGGCUCUGCGCUUAUAUUAGUGGCGAACAGCGUUCACUUAUUCCGCCAAUUGCGAAACUUGUAAGCUCAUGUGUUUUUUUUUUUUUGCCUAAGCCGACGGCUUCUCGUAUAAACGCUCUGCUAUUUGCGCCGUUUCGUGCUCUUCACUUCCGAAUUUCUCUCAUCUCUUUGAUUCUAAACUUUUUCGCGCUCAAGGCUCUUCAAUAACCAUGGACUGCAGGUGGAGCCUUUUGUAAGAGUUUUCAAAGUUUUCCCUAGUCCUCCUUUGAGGACCUGGACUAAAAUCUCCCUAGUUAAUACCGGGACUCUGGGUCAACUUUUGGCCUCAUCAUUCAUUUUCAAUUCAGUCAAAAGACUACUGUGAGGUCUGAAUUCGCCAAUAAGAAGAAUGAAAAUGAUUGGACCAGUGAUGACAAAGACACCGUAUUGUAGAAUAGCUGAGACCAAUUUUAACAUAACGUUGUUUAGUUAAUUCAAACAGUUCGAGCAAAGAUAAAUGAAACUUCGAAAUUGUUUUCAUGUGAUGCUGUGUUUCAGGAUGUCGAUGGACGAGCAGGAGCGGAAGAAACUUGAACGGAAAAGAGCACGAAACCGCCAAGCGGCCAGCAAGUGUCGUCAGAAGAAAAUGGAGCGUAUCAGCGAGCUUGAGCAACAGGUUUUAUUUUUUUUUUAUUCAAGGUUUUCUCGGAAUUCUCUAUAGAAAACCUUUUUAUUGGGUCUUUCAAAAGUUAUGUGCUGAAUGAAAAUAGAGCAGCGUAGCUGGCUGAGAUGAGUCAUUUUGUUUGCCGCGUCCCUUCUCGUGACUCACCUCCACGUCUUCUUUUGUACUCGUCAGCGCAUGUAUCAUCAACAUUCACUAGAGAUCUAGGUUCGAAAUUUUCGUCGGUUACCCAGAAGUUAUGAAGAUCUGUAGGCGAGAAAUCCUUCGUGGUGAUACGUUGACGUCGUCUAUUUGUCGAUCAUAUGUUUAGGCCAAAUAUUUAUUCUGCCGCAUGUGUUAAUGCGCUUUAUACGUGCUUAUUCUUAGCCUUUUAUGACUUUUGUUGAGGGAAUGUCCUAUCGAACGCUACGAAGCUUUGAACAAUUAAAUAGGGAAGGAUUCGAUUGAGACGCAGAUAAUCAGUAAACCAUUACCAAGCUUAAAUAAGGUUUCGAAAAAGUGAACCCAAAUAAGUUAGAUAGUCUAUAAGGAUAGCGAACUUCACAGCGAUUCAAAAAAAGGAUUGGAGAUGGAGAAAAUUGUGAAAAUGCCAUUAUUAUGCUUUUAUAAAUCGUUUCUAUAAUAUAUUGAUUUUCUUGCAACGUUAUAAGAUAGGAAUGAAAUGACCUUCCUUAUAUUCAUCAUUUCAAUAUUUCAGGGAGUUAUCUCCUAACUCAUAUCAGCAUUCUAACUCUUAAACAGCUAGAACUUUAUGAAUACUCUGACUCCAGGUGACAAACGAGAAGCAAAGAGCGGCGCGACUCGACAUUGAGCUGGAUCAGCUUCAGCGAGCACUGAACGACAUGCAGUCAUUGAUUGCGUCGCACUCGAAUCGCGGAUGUCAGUCGCCGCAUUCGCAACACCGCCAUUGA
Molecule: messenger RNA, 1805 nt
Organism: Caenorhabditis auriculariae
Lineage: Eukaryota; Metazoa; Nematoda; Chromadorea; Rhabditida; Rhabditidae
Source: the annotation of a GenBank genome assembly